GGUUACUCGAUUAUUUAUUUAUUUAUUUGUUUGUUUUGUGGCACCUCUCCACUCGGUUCCUUCUCCGACCUUCUGGAAAAAUCCGCCGACCUAGAAACGGCGAAUAGCAAAGAGCGCCGGGGAAGACGGCGAUCCCUCUGCAAAGGAGGAACGAGAUGAGCGACGGCGGAGGGGAUGCUGUUAGUCGUCAGAAGGCGGUGGCGGACUACCGGAAGAGGCUGCUAUGUCACGAGGAUCUCAGUUCCAGGCAUACGACGCUGAGGGGAAAUUUAAAAGCCUUAAAGAAGGAGAUCACUAAAACUAAAGAUGAUCUAGAGUAUCUCCAGGGAGCAGGACAAUAUAUUGGAGAGGUUCUUAGGCCACUUAAUAAUGAGCGAUUUAUUGUACAGGCAACAUGUGGAAAAAGGUGGGUUGUUAACUGCUGCAACAAAGUGCACAAAGGGAAACUAACAGCAGGAACACGGGUGGCUCUUAAUAUAGAUGCUCUUACAAUUAUGCGCUGUCUUCCAGGAGAGGUUGAUCCUGUUGUGUAUAACAUGCUGCAUGAAGAUCCAGGAUAUGUUAGUUACUCUGCUGUAGGUGGACUGUCAGACCAGAUAAGGGAACUGAGAGAGUCAAUUGAGCUGCCUCUUAUGGUUCCUGAACUCUUCCUCAGAAUAGGAAUUAAACCUCCAAAGGGGGUUCUCCUCUAUGGUCCUCCUGGUACUGGAAAGACACUACUGGCGAGAUUAAUUGCUAGCAACAUAGAUGUGAACUUUCUAAAGGUUGUGGCAAGUGCCAUAAUAGACAAAUAUAUCGGUGAAAGCGCACGUCUGAUUAGGAAGAUGUUUGGUUAUGCACGUGACCAUCAACCUUGCAUUAUUUUCAUCGAUGAGAUUGAUGCCAUUGCGGGGCAUCGUUUGAGAGAGAGUACCAAUGCUGAUCGGGAGAUUCAACGAACACUAAUGGAACUGCUCAAUCAACUGGAUGGAUUUGAUCAAUUAGGGAAGGUUAAAGUGAUUAUGGCAACAAAUCGACCAGAUGUUCUAGAUCCAGCUCUACUUCGCCCUGGCAGGCUAGACAGAAAAAUUGAGAUUCCUUUACCAAAUGAACAGUCAAGGAUAGAAAUUCUUAGAAUACAUGCUGCUGGGAUAACAAAGCAUGGUGAUAUCGACUAUGAUGGAGUUGCAAAACUUGCAGAGGGUUUUAAUGCAGCAGAUCUUAGGAAUGUAUGCACAGAAGCUGGAAUGUCAGCUAUUUGUGCAGAGCGCGACUAUGUGGUUCAUGAAGACUUUAUGAAGGCUGUGAGGAAAAUGAAUGAAACAAAGAAACUAGAAUCUAGUGUUCAUUACAGUGUCAAUUUUGGCAAGGACUAGGUUACUCUUGAGAUAUUGAUGUUGGAUACAACAUGUAACUGUGAUCAGCAAUUUGCUUUUGCUCGUUUGAUCUCAUGAAUGAAAUUUACAGAUGAUGGCGUUGGUUUCAGUAUUUUGCUUAAAAAUCUCUCUUCAUCAUGAA
Zingiber officinale is the source of this 1497-nucleotide messenger RNA. Its product is annotated as 26S proteasome regulatory subunit S10B homolog B-like. The record is from RefSeq and is a predicted model, not a curated record. The coding region runs from base 156 to 1355 and encodes 399 amino acids. The transcript has 10 exons. Gene Ontology annotation, biological process: positive regulation of RNA polymerase II transcription preinitiation complex assembly. Gene Ontology annotation, molecular function: ATP hydrolysis activity; proteasome-activating activity; ATP binding. Gene Ontology annotation, cellular component: cytosolic proteasome complex; proteasome regulatory particle, base subcomplex. NCBI's taxonomy places the organism in Eukaryota, Viridiplantae, Streptophyta, Magnoliopsida, Zingiberales, Zingiberaceae.